Molecule: messenger RNA, 1381 nt
Organism: Hyaloscypha bicolor E
Lineage: Eukaryota; Fungi; Ascomycota; Leotiomycetes; Helotiales; Hyaloscyphaceae
Exons: 4
Coding region: 165-1151 (328 amino acids)
Biological process (GO): negative regulation of protein kinase activity; eisosome assembly; endocytosis
Cellular component (GO): eisosome filament; plasma membrane
Molecular function (GO): lipid binding
Source: RefSeq, a predicted model, not a curated record
CUUCAUCCCAAAACAUCAAAUACAAACAAGCCAGGACCCUGAAUCUGCACAGCCUCCCUGUCCAAGCAGAAUUAUAUCCUCAUAUCCUGGUUCUUAAUAUCCGUGAUCACCCAUCUCCACAUAUUUGCAAGGAAGUCGACUCUCGAUCGCAUUCGAGAUUCAAAAUGAAUCGAGCCCUCUCCAUUCGUUCCAACAAGAAUUCCAACUCCUCCUCGGGCGCCCGUCAUGGCUUCAGCUUCAGUUCCCUCCGCGGUACCGUCCAACCCGAGCUGAGCAAGAAACUCUACAAACUAAUUAAGUCCGAGAAUCACCUCAUUCAAAACUACGAAGCCGCUGGUAAAGAACGCCUUUCCAUCGCAAGCCAACUCUCCGACUGGGGCGAAGCCACCACCGACGAGGCAAUCAGCGAUAUCUCCGACAAGAUUGGCGUUCUACUCUCCGAGCUUGGUGAACAAGAGGAUCUCUACGCGCACAAUUUGGAUGACAGCAGAGCUAUUUUGAAGACAAUUAGGAACACCGAGAAGAGCGUCCAACCCAGUAGAGAUAGCAAAGCGAGGAUCCAGGAUGAUAUUGCCAAGCUGAAGGCGAAGGAGCCGGAAAGCGCGAAGUUGGUUACAUUGGAACAGGAGCUUGUUCGAGCAGAGGCAGAGAACUUAGUUGCUGAAGCACAACUUACCAACGUCACUCGUCAGAAGCUGAAGGAGGCAUACGCUGCCGAAUUCGCAGCCACCAUUGAACGCGCGGAGAAGCAAAUCAUCCUCGCCCGACACGGCCGCAGACUUCUCAACCUCCUCGAUGAUACACCUGUCGUCCCAGGAGAUAUUCGGCCAGCCUAUGAACACACCAACCAGGCCCGUCAAAUCCUCAACGACGCAGAAGAUGACCUAAAGGACUGGCAGCCGGAAUUGGAAGACGUUCCUUCAAAUGCCGAACUCAACGACAACCUGAUGCCGAGUUCAGCGAGCCAGCGCCAACAAACUCUCGAGGGAAGUGUUAUGGGUGGCGAGAGCGUUGGCCAUCACGUUGCUGGCGAGCAUUUGGAGCAGAACGCUGAUGGAAGCCGGAUCUCCAGUGGAACAAGUGUUACUACAGGUCCUGUUACGCAGGCAAAUUACCCUCAAAGUGAAUCUGUAGUCUCGGCGGUGGCAUAGGAUGCUUCUUUGACGAGGGGUGGUCUUGUAAAAUUGAUGUAUUGGCCUGUUCUUCUUUUCGGUUGCACGGGAAUUGGGUUGUGUUUCGCCAAACCAUUGCAUACCUUACUGAGUUUCUUCAGCAUGGGUAACAAAAUGUAAAUAUAGUUUUUCCACUGUUCGGAGAUGUCCUAGAAAUAACUCCGAACGCUUGCUGAUGCUCACGAACUAGUCAACUCACCCGCCAAAAC